AUGAUGCAUUCAAAGACACCUGAAUCGGUGAAGGAAACAAUUCUUGACUCUUUUGCAAAAACAAAUGGUCAUAUACGGGUUUUAUUUUCAACAAUUGCCUUUGGAAUGGGCAUAAAUGCUAAAGGUGUUAGAACUGUUAUCCAUGUGGGGCCAUCAAAAAACAUAGAAGCUUAUGUGCAAGAGAGUGGGAGGGGUGGUAGAGAUGGUAUGCCAAGUAAAGCUAUGUUGCUUUACAAUAAUCUGAUGUGUUUGCAUUGUGAAAAGGAUAUUAAGGACUAUAUAACAGACUCUAGAUGCCGUCGAGUUGCUCUCCAGGAACCGUUUGAAUUAUGUACAGAAUCACAAAUAUUAUCUGGUGCUGGAAGUGUUCUACAUAUGUGUUGUGACAAUUGUGCCAAAAGGUGUAAUUGCAAUGACAGGAAGUGCAAGUCCUAUGCCUUGUUACCAAACAGUACUUGUACAACAUCAAUUGAACCAAUUUCAAAAAGGGUGGUCAGCCCUACACAAAGAAGUAUACUGUUUCAAAAGUUACAAAUUCUUCGAAAAUCUAUUGCCUUCAAGUCCAUGCAAGGAGAUCAAAAGGGAAGAAAAGCCACUGUUAUUUCAUGCCCAAGUUUUUUCCUCGAAUUUACAGACAUUCAGAUUAAACAAGUAAUGGAUAACUGUGGCGUUAUAACAAGUAUCGCUGAUAUAUUCUCGCACGUUGAAAUAUGGCAAAAAGAACAUGCUGAAUCCAUAUACAAGUUAUUCUAUGAAAUUUUCCAAGAUGUACCUCCACCUUCUUCAAUGGAAGGUGACAGUAGUGAUGACAGUGACAGUGAUGAUUUGACAACAUGUAACUCGGAUGUCAAAGAUUUAGAUGAAUCAUUUCAGGACAUGCAGAUAUUUGAUAUUAUGAGUGAUUCAUUCGAAAUGAGUGCAAUAGCUCCAAAUGAUGAAGAAAAUGCUGCUGAGGCUACUUACCCUGAUUCGUUGAAUUCACUUUUGCAAAACAUUGAUAUUGAUAAAGAAUAA
Molecule: messenger RNA, 1014 nt
Organism: Paramuricea clavata
Lineage: Eukaryota; Metazoa; Cnidaria; Anthozoa; Malacalcyonacea; Plexauridae
Source: the annotation of a GenBank genome assembly